AUGAAUGUCACAUCUCCUUCAAUACCAAAUUUUGUUCUGUUUGGUUUUCCAGGCAUUCAGGGCUGGAUGUCCAUUCCUUUUUCUGUAAUAUAUAUUGUAACAUUAUUAGGUAAUUUCACUAUUGUAAUAAUUAUUACUGGUGACGAAAGUCUUCAUGAACCUAUGUAUUUAUUUAUUUGUAUGCUGGCUAUUGCUGAUGUUAUUUCAAGUACUUCUAUUUUGCCAAGGAUGUUAGCGAUGUUAUGGUUUGACAUUACCAUUAUUAGUAUGGAAGGUUGCUGCUUGCAACUAUUUUUUAUGCACACCGCUACAUUUGUUGCAUCUUCAUUUUUACUUGCCAUGUCUUGUGAUCGCUAUUUUGCAAUCAGUAACCCACUGAGAUAUUCAACUAUAUUUUCAAGUUCGACUGUUAGAAAGAUUUCAUUAUUAUGCAUAGCACGUGGACUUAUUUUUGUUAUCCCUUUGCCUGUAUUUGUUUCCACUCUAUCAUACUGCAGGUCAAAUAUACUUGUCACAUCCUACUGUGAUUAUAUAUCACUGAUACAAAUCAGUUGCACAGAAUCCAUAUUUUACGCCAUCUAUGGAUUGACUAUUGCCUUCAUUAUAAUUGCAGAUGCUGUUUUUAUUAUAUUCACAUAUGUCAUGAUUCUUGUUACCGUACUGAAAUUAGCUUCUAGGAAGGAUCAUGAUAAAGCUUUAAGCACCUGCAGUUCACAUCUCAUUGUUGUGUUGCUGACAUACACAACUGCUAUAUUUGCUGUUAUUAUGAAUAGUUUUGCUGAAUAUAUUCCAUCCUCACUGCUUGCAACACUAUCUUGCUUGUAUAUUGUACUGCCAGGAAUGCUAAAUCCAAUAAUUUAUGGUAUGAAGACAAAAGAGGUGCGACUGCAUGCUUUAAAA
This is a messenger RNA of Protopterus annectens (West African lungfish), 900 nucleotides long. RefSeq names its product olfactory receptor 52K1-like. The annotation marks the transcript as partial. The record is from RefSeq and is a predicted model, not a curated record. Gene Ontology annotation, biological process: G protein-coupled receptor signaling pathway. Gene Ontology annotation, cellular component: membrane. The transcript has a single exon. NCBI's taxonomy places the organism in Eukaryota, Metazoa, Chordata, Ceratodontiformes, Protopteridae. Gene Ontology annotation, molecular function: olfactory receptor activity; G protein-coupled receptor activity.